Messenger RNA from Penicillium robsamsonii, 3198 nucleotides. RefSeq names its product putative MFS monosaccharide transporter. Gene Ontology annotation, biological process: transmembrane transport; carbohydrate transport. Gene Ontology annotation, cellular component: membrane. The coding region runs from base 1 to 3198 and encodes 1065 amino acids. Gene Ontology annotation, molecular function: carbohydrate:proton symporter activity. Lineage: Eukaryota; Fungi; Ascomycota; Eurotiomycetes; Eurotiales; Aspergillaceae. The record is from RefSeq and is a predicted model, not a curated record. The transcript has 10 exons.
AUGAAGUCUCCGAUAGCUCCCAUUCUUCUCGAGCCCCAUCUCGGCGAACUUCCAGGAAGUUCACGAAGGGUUUCUCGCAACGAUGCGGCUACCGGAGCAUCUGCCGCAGGCGUUCGUGCUCUCAGUGCACAGAUGGUGGCCUUCUAUUUUAGGGCCCCGAUCAAAGCUUUCUUUCGUAUGCGUGUCGAGUAUGUAGCAUUUGCAAGAGCUGUGAACCCCCGUGUCGCUGAAGGCAAAUGGUCUCUGCAUACAACAACCCCGGGAUUAUUGCUCCACGCCGUUCAGACAUAUGGCUGGCGGUUCAUCCCGAAUCAAGUGCUCCCACCCUUGAUGGCAAAUGCAGGAGUUGGUGCUGUUCUCUACACGUCCUAUCUCCAGGUUUUAGGGGCCCUACAUGAACCUGUGUCCCAAGGGGUCAAGCGAGUCUGGCCUCCGGCUCCUCCUUCUGCAACAUUCGCAGCUGGAUUCACUGCCGGCACAAUCCAGUCGAUUGUAGCCGCACCUCUGGACGCGUUACAGGUUCGCUUCCAAACCAGUGACAUGCUGGAGGGUCAGUACCGGAGUAUGUGGCAUUAUGGUCACCAUAAGCUCAAACAGAUUGGUCUUCGAGGGGUCUUUGCAGGCUGGAGCCUGUCUUUUAUGCGUGAUUCACUCGGCUAUGCUGUGUUCUUCUCCUCGUUCGAAUACAUCAAGUCACAGUCCUACUAUUCCUUCGUCACUUGGUACUAUGGCUCCCUGCAAGUUGAUCAUGUGGACAAGCUUUCAUCGUCCGAGUCUAGCGAUCGCGGGGUACCACUCAUCAAGCCCCACUACGCUUUGGAGCCAUGUUUCCUGAUGAUGGCUGGUGUUAUGGCAUCGAUCGCCCAGCAAACUAUUCAGCAUCCUCUGAGUAGGAUUCAAGACCUCCAUUUGGGUCGAUUGGAAUAUCUGGAUCACCAGGCCAGUUUGAUACCCUCGCGACAGAAGAUGAUCCAAUUAUACUACCACGCCUAUCAAGAGACCUUUAAGAGGUGCAAGCGGAAGGCUGUGCGAGCUGGGGGUUGGCGCUCCUGGUUGUUCCGUGGGUUUAUUGGGAGCUCUCUUCGCCAAGUACCUAGUACUAGUGCCGGCCUGAUCAUUUUUGAAUUGGUGCGCCGACGGUACGCAAAUCCCGCAGACGCUUCCAACGAGAAGGAUAGUCGACGGUCUUCCCACUCGUCUGCUCGCUCGGUCGGGUCUGACUUCUCAACCUGGUCAGACACGGGUGACCUCGCCGAGCAGUUCGCUGAGGCUGAAGAUCCUCUGCAAAUUCACCUUCGCGAUUCCUCAGAUCGACGGCUCUUGCGUCGAAAAGACCGAAGGAAGCAACCCAAACACGUACACUAUUUUUCAAACUUGAGCAACGAGCGUUCUGAGGUCGAUAUUGAAAAGAUCAGAAUACCAAACCCUCCCCCGCGGCAUAUUUCGAGAGUUGAACGUGUUCUGGCCGCCAUAAUGACACCCAGAAAUGAUGCACACGCCCAGAUGCACGGCUUAGUCGGAAAGCCAUUACUUUAUUUCACAAGUGUGUUUGUAUCACUGGGUGUCUUUCUUUUUGGCUAUGACCAGGGUGUAAUGUCUGGCAUCAUAACUGGCUGGUACUUCAAGGAUUACUUCAACCAGCCUUCUCCGGCUACAAUUGGUACUGUGGUUGCAGUUCUCGAAAUCGGUGCAUUCAUAUCCUCUCUCCUUGUGGGACGUGUCGGUGAUGUGAUCGGUCGUCGAAGAACUAUACUCUAUGGUUCUAUUGUGUUUUUCAUUGGCGGUGCUUUUCAAGCAUUUGCCACAGGUAUUCCCAUGAUGAUGGUCGGUCGUGUCAUUGCUGGACUAGGAGUUGGUGCCCUCUCUACCAUUGUGCCAGUCUACCAGUCUGAAAUCUCGCCUCCCCACAACCGUGGGAAGCUCGCAUGCAUCGAAUUCACCGGCAAUAUUGCUGGAUAUGCGACUAGUGUGUGGGUAGACUAUUUCUGUAGCUUUAUCGAUAGCGACUACUCCUGGCGCCUCCCUCUCCUUUUCCAGUGUAUCAUGGGUGCCUUGCUGGGGGCUGGCAGUCUGAUGAUCUGCGAAUCACCUAGGUGGCUUCUUGACAAUGACCACGACGAAGAGGGCAUGGUGGUUAUCGCAAAUCUUUAUGGUGAGGGCGAUCUUCUCAAUGACAAGGCCCGCCAAGAAUAUCGUGAGAUCAAGAUGAACGUCCUCGUCCAGCGACAGGAGGGCGAGCGAUCCUACUCCGACAUGUUCCGCCGGUAUCGCAAACGUGUUUUGAUUGCCAUGUCGGCCCAGGCCCUAGCGCAACUCAACGGGAUUAACGUAAUCUCAUACUAUGCACCUCUCGUGUUUGAACAGGCCGGCUGGGCUGGACGGGAUGCCAUCCUUAUGACCGGAAUCAAUGGCAUUUCAUAUUUGCUAUCUACUAUACCACCGUGGUAUCUCGUGGAUCGCUGGGGUCGGCGACCGAUCUUACUUUCGGGUGCUAUUGCCAUGCUCAUUUCGCUUUCCCUUAUCUCCUACUUUAUUUACAUUGAGAUUCCCGCCACCCCAACCCUGACAGUCAUCUUCGUUAUGCUCUAUAAUGCAGCUUUCGGGGCAUCUUGGGGCCCCAUUCCAUGGUUAUACCCCCCGGAGAUCUUGCCUCUGAGCAUUCGCGCCAAAGGUGCAAGCUUGAGCACCGCUUCAAAUUGGGCAUUCAAUUGGCUCGUGGGUGAAGUGACCCCUGUUCUUCAGCAAGUUAUCAAGUGGCGGUUAUAUCUGGUUCAUGCAUUCUUUUGUGCAUGCAGUUUUGUGCUUGUUUAUUUUUUGUACCCCGAAACCAGUGGGGUUCGCCUCGAGGAUAUGAACAUUCUUUUUGGCGAUGCUUCCACCGCCAUGCCAACACCCGCCACCCAAGGCGAACGCGGGUCGCUAAUGGGUGCUGGUUCACCCGUCCCAUCGCUUGAUCUGCGUCGACAGUAUGGUCAAUUUGGGGCAGAGAGUUCCAUCCCUGGCCUAGAUAUUGACCCGCCAACAUCAAGCCACGAAGGAACUAGCAAACGCGGGCGCUCAGAUUCUCACCAGGGCAGUGUUCGCGGUGAAGGAAUUGGUGGCUGGAUCUCAAGCAUGGUUAGUCGAAACCGAGGAGCGGGUCCCGACGCUACCAGCAGUCAAUAUAGACGUUUGGAGCAAGGAGGAGACGAGCAAUGA